AUGGCAAUGCAUCUCCCAACUGUCACUAUCGACGACCUCCGCGCCUUCCACGCAAAGCAUUUUCCCAAUGCCCCCAUACCAGCCAACUUCCUCUCCGGCUUCACCCAAUCCUCACAAGCCUACUCAAGUUACGAAGACGAAGACGGAGACUACGACGAUGAUCUAGGCUACUACCCCGAUGGCUGCAAGCGCACCCUCACCGACGAGCAGAUCGCCCUAUUCCGACACACGGAAAUCCAGACGAUUCUGCGAGAACGGCGGCAUAGGCGGGAAGCAAAUGCGGCAGAGACGCCGGAACCCGAGAUUGAGAAUGCGCAUCCCCAGAUCCCGGAUUUUUCGUUUGUGAGUGGCGCUCAGCGUGCGAAGGAGAGGGAAGACAUAUUGGUGGAGGGAGGAGCUGCUGCGCAGGAGGAUGAUGUGACACUUGCGCCGGCGUCGGAGCUUGAGCAGAAAUCCGCGUCGGCCUCCAUGGGCGGGGAAGGCGUUCUCCACGGCCGCAUUGAGAAACCCCCCCAGUGGCGAAAACGCUCCAAGAAGGCGACGCAGCAGAAAAACGCCAGGAGCCGAAAAGCGCACAGGAAGAAGCGGAAAGAAGAGCGGAAGAACCGGCGCGAAGGGAGAGAGGGAAGAGAAGGUGGUAUGGUGUCCGGCGCGACGCGGGAGAAUGAUGAUGAUGAAGGGGAUGAGAGUGAUGAGUGGGAUCCGUGGCAUCAGGCGAAGGGGCCGGAUGCGCUGGAAGAUGAAAAGGUGGAAUUGGAGUACUGA
This is a messenger RNA of Westerdykella ornata, 765 nucleotides long. RefSeq lists its product as uncharacterized. The transcript has 2 exons. The coding region runs from base 1 to 765 and encodes 254 amino acids. NCBI's taxonomy places the organism in Eukaryota, Fungi, Ascomycota, Dothideomycetes, Pleosporales, Sporormiaceae. The record is from RefSeq and is a predicted model, not a curated record.